Molecule: messenger RNA, 2661 nt
Organism: Cuscuta europaea
Lineage: Eukaryota; Viridiplantae; Streptophyta; Magnoliopsida; Solanales; Convolvulaceae
Source: the annotation of a GenBank genome assembly
AUCGUCAGGGGCGAUAAUGGUCUUUUCCGGUCACACGUUUUCACGCUUCGCGUUUCACUCCCCCCUUUCUGGUUUUCUUUGAUAUCGUCUUUCUCUUUCUCUCUUUCUCUCUUACUCCGAGCUUCCAGAAAUACGAUACGGUGCCGUCCUUACUCCAGUUCAUACAUCUCUGAGAGAGAGAACCACAGCUUCACUUGUUCUUCCUAUAGUGGGAACUGAUUGAAUGGGUUCUAAGAAGAAGAAUAAAAACCAGACACAAAAGGAACAACCGACCCAACCAUACAACUGCAGUGUACCUGCUCGUAACUUACCGAAGAGUGAUCUUGGAGCGGUCAUUUUUGGCUGUAAAGGCCAUACAAUUGACGAAUGCUUUUCCAAACUCUUAUUUGGACUGCCAUUUGGACAUUUUGCAUAUGUCAAGAAGGUUAGUCCUGGCCUUCCGCUUUUUCUUUUUAACUACAGUGAUCGGAAGCUUCUGGGAAUAUUUGAGGCUGCUGGCCCCGGAAAACUAAAUAUUGACCCAUAUGCAUGGACCAAUGGCACUGACCAUGAAACAGAAUUUCCUGCACAGGUGAAAAUUAAAACGUUCAAGAAGUGCUAUGCUUUGAAAGAAGACCAAUUUUACCCUGUCAUUGCUGAUAACUACUAUGAUCAAACUCAGCCACACUAUUUUUGGUUUGAGAUGGACCAUUCUCAAACAGCUAAGAUGAUCAAUUUGUUUUUGUCUUCAUCUCUUCCUUAUGCUCACCCGUAUCAUCACCAUAAACCUACAACUGAAGCCAUCUGUUCUAUUCCAAACAACAUUUAUAAUGCUCCUUUGCCUUAUGGCGGUAAACCGCACAGUGCACCUACAAGUGAAGCUCUUCCACAAAAUGAUGCCCAUGCUUCCUCUGAACAGAAAACAUGGAGCUCUCUGUUCAAAUAUGAUACAUCCUCUGAUAUGGUGAACAAAUAUGAGCUUUUGAAGAUCGCGUCUUCACGUCCAACUUCACCCUUGUCAGAGCAUUACAAUGGUGGAGAAUGGGAGUCUUGUACAUCACCUUCAAUAACCAAAAGUGAACUCCAUGAGGUAUGUGAAGAGGAGAUUGAGGGAGAUAAAGAAAGUAUUCAUCCAUUUAUUGAGGCUCCCGGAGUCUAUUCUGGCGAAUGGGAGGUAGAGGAGGUUGCAGGAGAUGCAGACAAUAUUCCAUCAUUUCUUCAGGCUCCUGAAUAUUCAGUGGACGGGAGUUCUUCAACCGAACUGAAUGGGAUAUGCGCAGAGGAGGACAGUGAUGAAAGAUAUGAAGAGCCAUUUGUUGAAGCUCCUGAUAUUCUAUCAAGGCUGAUGCAAGAGGUUCACUUACUGAAGGAGAGGCAAAUGAAGCAAGAAGAAAAAAUUCAGACUCUUGAGAAGGAGCUGGUUCAGUCAAGAGAUGAACUUCAAAAGUUACGAAAUCAGCAUCAUGCAUUGGAAGCAACCCCAUUGCCUUCAAGCCAACAGUUUGAAGGAUAUUAUUGUGAAACACUUAACUGCUCUGAUAAGAUGGACAGCCAUGUGCUAGUAGUUGGAGGGUUUGAUGGUUCUAAUUGGUUGCCUUUUAUGAGUUCCUACUCUCUUUUGAAUGAUCGCAUGGAGUCCGUCACCAAGAUGACGUUUCCGCGUACAUAUUGUUCUGUAGUAGAUUUGAAUAGUGAGGUUUAUGUAUUUGGUGGCAUGUAUGGUGAGGUGUGGUAUGACACAGUCGAAGCAUAUAAUCCUGGGAGAAAUGAGUGGUGCAAACGACCCUCGCUAAAUCGCAAGAAAGGAAGUCUGGCUGGAGUAUCUUUGCAUGGCAAAAUUUUUGCAAUUGGUGGGGGAAAUGGUGUGCAUUGUUUUUCAGAGGUGGAAAUGCUAGAUUUGAACAUUGGAAAGUGGUUGCAUUCUAAAUCAAUGAUUGAGAAGCGCUUUUCAACAGCAGCAACAGAAAUUAAGGGUGCACUCUAUGCAGUUGGUGGCUUUGAUGGAAAUGCUUAUUUAAAAUCUGCUGAAAGAUUUGAUCCAAGGGAGCAUACAUGGAGAAAAUUAGGUGACAUGAAGACGAGAAGAGGGUGCCACUCUUUGGUUGCUUAUAAUGAGAAAUUAUAUGCACUUGGCGGGUAUGAUGGAGACCGAAUAGUCCCAAGUGUUGAAGUUUUUGAGCCUCGUGUUGGUUCCUGGACAGUGGUGGAUCAGAUGAAAUAUUGUAGAGGCAACUUUGGAGCCGUUGACAUUGGCGGGAAGAUAUAUGUACUUGGAGGGUUGACCAAUGGGGAUGAUGUUCUAGAUACAGUGGAGUGCUAUGAUGGCUACGAGUGGAAGCCUACCAACCUUAGGGGUUUGGGGAAGCGAUGUUUUUUCUCAUCCCUUGUGUUGUGACUGCUGUGCAGCGUCCCUGGUUUCUAGGAGAUAUAUAUUUUGCAAAUGAUGAUGAUGAUGACGAUAAUGGCAUGGUAUAAAAAUUACAUGUGACUAAGAAAGCAUGAGGAAGUUGCUUAGGAUGGGUUGUAGUUAAUUUACCCCAGUGCAUAUAGGGUAGUUGAGAAGGAUAGAAAGCUAAUUUGAUGUAGGUGACAUGCAAAAGAGACAAUAUUCCUUGGCUGUAUGUUUUGUCACACCAUAUGAUUUCAUUACCAUGCGAUUGAUUACUUUACAAUUUGUGGUCA